Molecule: messenger RNA, 750 nt
Organism: Octopus sinensis (East Asian common octopus)
Lineage: Eukaryota; Metazoa; Mollusca; Cephalopoda; Octopoda; Octopodidae
Product: craniofacial development protein 2-like
Exons: 1
Coding region: 1-750 (249 amino acids)
Biological process (GO): chromatin remodeling
Cellular component (GO): nucleus
Molecular function (GO): catalytic activity
Source: RefSeq, a predicted model, not a curated record
AUGUCUGAUAUAACACAAGCAAAACAAUCAUACGAACUAUCUAUUAUGUCUUUCAAUGUAAGAGGCCUUAAAUCGACUUGGAAACAACAUGCACUAUCUGAGGACAGGAAGAAAUACAGGAUCUCGGUUGGAUGUCUACAAGAAACCAAAGUGAAGCUCGGGGAUGAGCAAGUUUAUGGGGACUAUCGCCUUAUUCUGCUGCCCUCUGAAUGCGGACACUAUGGCCAAGGCUUUGUGACACACAAACACUUAUCUACUUGUAUUCAUCGCUGCUGGAGAAUCACCAAUCGAAUAUCUGUACUACAAAUAAAUACCGGACACAAAUCCGGAAUGCUUUCCAUCAUUAAUGUUUAUGCUCCUCAAAGCGGCAGGAUCGCCAAGAAUCUCGACGAACUAGACUCCUUUUACGAGGAGCUAGCUAGGACACUCACAAGUCUGGAGGAUUUGUCCAUUCUAUUCAUCGCCGGGGAUUGGAAUGCCACAGUUGGCAUCCGCUCUGGGGACGAGCAGUUUAUUGGCAGAUAUGGCCGUGGGUACAGGAACCUUCCGGGCACUCUUCUGGCCCAUUUCUGUGAGACCUUUUCACUAUUUUUGUGUAACACGGCUUUCUGCCACGCUGCACGACAUCGGACCACAUGGACUGGAAGUAGAACAAAUGGGGCUGGUGAACCUACAUCAAUCUACAACCAAAUCGAUUAUAUUCUUUGUCGACAGACCGAUAAGGCAAGAACACAUGGGAAUUCAUUAUGA